Molecule: messenger RNA, 1617 nt
Organism: Paracoccidioides brasiliensis Pb18
Exons: 3
Coding region: 1-1617 (538 amino acids)
Cellular component (GO): cytoplasm
Molecular function (GO): phosphoprotein phosphatase activity
Source: RefSeq, a predicted model, not a curated record
AUGGUGACACGUCGAAUUGUUCGAUCCGGCGUCCAACUGGGCUUGCUGGUUCUCAUCAUCCUGUUUACCAUCUUAAUCCUCGACAACGAGCUAGGGUUCUUGCCCGCCUCAAUCCACGACCGCCUCCCUACUCAUCACCCGGGGCUUGUUAUUACAGAUGUUACUGUCGCAACAUGCUCGACCCUGAACAUAUUUUCCAGCUGUACUCUCGAUCCGCAGAUAUGGCAUCGAGUCGAGAAGGACCUUUACCUGGGGCAGGGUUGGACGUCGAGAGCUUAUUUGCAUAUGCAAAGGAAAAAAGAGGAGGAUCUUCUUCCAACCGAUUUGGUUGUAGUUGACCUAAGAAUGGGGCGACUUGACCCUGGCGCUGGAAAAGAUUCGAAGUGGGAGUCAAGACCUGCGGGUAUCUGGCUUCUGAGAGUCGGUCGAAGCAAUUCUGGAGACCCCCAAAAGGUCAUUACCUCGUUGGAUGUGCUUUUUGGUCCCGAUGCUGCAGAUCCUCGUCCCGGCUGGGAAGUGAAGGAUACGCCACUUUUGCUGGAUACCAAGAGUGAAGCACGUUUGACCAUUAGAAGGGGACAAGCUGCCAAGGUUGAACGACCAGCUCCGAGAAUUCGAAAAGAUGGGAAAUUCAAGAUAAUGCAGGUUUCAGAUCUCCAUAUAAGCACAGGGCUUGGAAAUUGCCGGGACCCUGUCCCACCAUUGCCCGACGAAAGCAAAUGUGAAGCGGAUCCUCGUUCCCUGGAGUUCCUUGAUAGGUUGCUCGAGGAAGAAAAGCCCGACUUGGUUGUGUUAUCUGGAGACCAAGUUAAUGGCGAGACAGCGCCCGACACGGAGACAGCGAUAUAUAAAUAUGCGGACAUUUUCAUCAAGUACCGUGUCCCGUUCGCCGUUAUAUUUGGAAAUCACGAUGACGAGGGUAGUCUAGAUCGAUCACAGUCUAUGGCUGUCAUCCAGCAGUUGCCAUACUCCUUGUCUGAGCCUGGACCUGUCGAUGUUGAUGGCGUGGGCAACUAUAUUGUUGAAGUUCUCGACCGUACUUCAUCACACUCAGCUCUAACACUUUAUCUUUUGGACACUCAUAGUUACUCUCCGGAUGAGCGCCAAUUCCGUGGAUAUGAUUGGCUAAAGCACAGCCAGAUCGAGUGGUUCAAAUCCACCUCCCGAAGACUUCAGAAAUCCCACCGUGAAUACACUCAUAUCCAUAUGAACCUAGCGUUCAUUCACAUCCCACUCCCAGAAUACCGAAACUCAAAGAACUAUUACCAAGGCAACUGGAUAGAAGCACCAACAGCUCCACUAUUUAAUUCGGGCUUUAAGGAUGCACUAGUUAGUGAGAAUGUUGUUGUUGUAGGCUGUGGACACGACCAUGUGAACGACUACUGUAUGCUAGAGAAUAAUGCUAAUUCACAUCCAUCGCUGUGGAUGUGCUAUGCCGGUGGCUCCGGCUUUGGCGGGUAUGGUGGAUACGGCGGUUACAUCCGCCGAGUUCGAUUCUUCGACAUCGAUAUGAACUCUGCUCGAAUAAUGACCUAUAAGCGACUUGAAUCUGGUGACACAAAGUCCAGAAUUGACGAGAUGAUGAUUGUUGACGGUGGUAAAGUCGUCAAAUCAUGA